Messenger RNA from Thelazia callipaeda (thelaziosis nematode), 336 nucleotides. The record is from the annotation of a GenBank genome assembly. Lineage: Eukaryota; Metazoa; Nematoda; Chromadorea; Rhabditida; Thelaziidae.
AUGCGAUUGUUCUGUUUUGAUUUGCGAACUCUUAUGCAUGAGAUAUUCAGAAAAGAUUUAGGUAAUACAUCAGCUGUAAGUAAUGAUAGUUCUUCAGAUGACAUUAAUUUUAUGUUGCGUGAGAGACCUAUAAGUACGAUAUCAGGUAAUACGUUAGAUAUGAAUUACAACGAUUUUGUUCGUCAUCUGCAAUCUACUAAAGACAAGAUUCAUAUAAAUGGCUCGCUCCAUUGUGCAGCAGUUUCAACCCCUGUUAUAACUGAACGUUCCAAUCCUGUACCGAUAUUUGAUUUUCCUUCUGUGGAUCGUUCGAUUUCUAUGUGUGACGCAGUCUGA